AGGGAGGCCGGAGAAAGUCCGCCCUUUCAACGCCGCUAUUGGCUCCGCGCCUGAGGGAGACGCUGGUACCGCAGCCGCCGCUAUGGAAGCGCCGGAGGGGGACGGGCCCGCCGGAUACUUUUCUGUGCCCCCCAGCUCGCCCCGCGGCUCCCCGGCCGUGCCCGCCCCCACCCGCCGCCGCGCCUUCCUCUGGUGCCGCGAGUUUCUGGCCGGAGCCUGGCGCCGCCUGGCGGGCCCCGAAGAGCUCGGCAUCGUCCCGGUCAGCGGAGGGCUUAGCAACCUCCUGUACAGGUGCACGCUGCCUGAUCACAUUGAAGCCACAGAGGAUGAGCCACGCCAGGUCCUGCUACGUGUCUACGGGGCCAUCCUUCAGGGAGUCGACUCACUGGUCCUUGAGAGCGUCAUGUUUGCCAUCCUGGCCGAGCGGCAGCUGGGGCCACGGCUCUAUGGCAUCUUCCCGCAGGGGCGCUUGGAAGAAUACAUCCCGAGCCGCCGCCUGCUCACGGAAGACCUGCCGGACCCCAGCAUAUCGGGGGAGAUUGCCAUGAAGAUGGCUCGCUUCCAUGGCAUGGUGAUGCCCUUCAACAAAGAGCCCAAGUGGAUGUUUGGGACAAUGGAGAGGUACUUGAAGCAGAUCUCCGAGCUCACCUUCCCCCAGGAGGAUCAGCUGCAGAAGCUCAACAAGCUCAAGGCCUACGACUUAGAGGCAGAGAUGCGAAGCCUCCGGGCUCUGCUGGAGGCCACUCCGUCUCCUGUGGUUUUCUGCCACAACGAUGUGCAAGAAGGGAAUAUCCUGCUGCUGGCUGGGCGCACGGGCCCCUCCAACCGCCUCAUGCUGAUUGACUUUGAGUACAGCAGCUACAACUAUAGGGGCUUUGACAUCGCAAAUCACUUCUGCGAGUGGGUGUACAACUAUGCCCACGACCAGUGGCCUUUCUACAAGUCGAGCCCAGAAAACUACCCUAGCCAGCCCCAGCAGCUGCAUUUCAUCCGGUGCUACCUGGCAGAGGCAGCUGGGAAGGAGGCACCCCCCUCACCUGGAGAGCAGGAGCGCAUCGAGGCAGAGAUGCUCCUUGAGAUCAGCCGGUUCGUGCUGGCCUCCCACUUCUUCUGGGGCCUGUGGUCCAUCUUGCAGGCCAAGAUCUCCACCAUUGAGUUUGGCUACCUGGAGUACGCGCAGUGCCGCUUUGAAGCCUAUUUCCAGCAGAAGGCGCUGUGUGCCUGACCCCGUCCACCCUGCCUUCAGCUGGCCUUGGCCUGGCCUGGCUCGCGUGCAGGGUAUCCGUUUGACGUGGACCUCAAGGGAUGUUGCCCGUGGACCAAAUUCUCCCCAUAGGCAGAAGGGCUGGCCGGCCAGUCCCCUUGCCGCCACUGCCGCUGCCACACACACUGUGCUUCUGGUGGGACUUGUUCAUGCCAGCUGCUGAGCUGGGAGGGGCCGCGCCGGCUGGCGGCCUGUGGAACGGCUCAGGCUGGGCUUCCGCAGGGAAAGGCUUCUGGCCUCUGCCUGGGAGGGGCCCUUGGGGGAGGGGGACCAACAGAUCUCCGCACUUGGAGCAGGAAGGGGAUGGCUGAGCCCUACGGGCCACCCCUGCUUCCCUCUUGGCUUUCCGUGGCCGCUGCCACAGCUGGGCUCCUCCUCGGCUCUGCCCCAGAUGUAGACGAUGCGUGCGCAAGCUCAGUUCCACCCCGCCCCGGCUCAUCCUGUCAGGAUAUUUCUGUCCCUCCACCCCACCCCUUUCCUCUCUGCACCACAGAAAUGAUUCCUCACCCAGCCAUGACAGGCUUGGUUCUCUCGGGGCUCGUCCCACCCUUGGGUGGGGGGGGGGGUUUGCUGUGUGCAGCUGGCCCAGGGGCUGUGGCAGAGCUGCUCAGUCACUGGCGAGAGGAGCCCCCCCGCCCCUGCCCCACCCACUGCCUCGGGACCUCUUGCUUGUCGGCCCGGCAGCCCUGGUGUGCAGCCUCUGCCCACGGAUGCAGGGUCAGAGGUCAGAGCAGACGGGGCUGGCAGUGGCUCCUGUGAGCAGCAGGGAGAAGCGGGGGGGUGGGGGCAGGUCUGGAGUUUGCAGGAGCCCAAGAGGAGGGCGGGAGCUCUCCUGAGCCCCAGUGGAGGAGGCUUGCACCCUGCGAGCGUGGCCUGCCAGGGUGGGAGGGGGUGGGAUGGCAGGUGGGUCUGCCUGCUCGGGACUGUGGUCCCAAGAGAGGAGCACAGGCCACAGUCGCCCUCUCUCCUGGCGUACUUGGGGUUUGUACCCUUCCUUGGGAAAGGGCUUGGCUUGUGGUGCCUAUUUGCAGGGCGGGGGGAGAGGGACCCUUGGCCCUUGUUGGCGCUCUCAUUGUUCUUUGCCUGCAUGUCCAGCGCAGGGCUUGGUACUGCAGGGGCUGUGCCCUGCCCGCCCGCCGGCCGCCUUCUCUUGGGGUGCAUCUUGCCCUCCGCCAUUGCUCCGGAACCAUGGAAUGUCAUCUCUGCCUCUGCCAAUAAAUGCCUGGCCCUUGGGGGCCCCAGCA
This is a messenger RNA of Hemicordylus capensis (graceful crag lizard), 2508 nucleotides long. It is a transcript of the gene CHKB, whose product is annotated as choline kinase beta. Gene Ontology annotation, biological process: CDP-choline pathway; phosphatidylethanolamine biosynthetic process. The coding region runs from base 83 to 1225 and encodes 380 amino acids. The transcript has 11 exons. NCBI's taxonomy places the organism in Eukaryota, Metazoa, Chordata, Lepidosauria, Squamata, Cordylidae. Gene Ontology annotation, cellular component: cytoplasm. Gene Ontology annotation, molecular function: choline kinase activity; ethanolamine kinase activity. The record is from RefSeq and is a predicted model, not a curated record.